CAAAAAAUAUUGGUAACAUUGGUAUUCACACCCCUAGACUUUUUCCAAAUUUUGUGUUCCAGCUUGAAUUUAAAAUUGAUUACAUUUUGAUUUUUUUUGUCAGUGGCCUAUACUCAAUACCCCAUAAUGUUAGUGGAAUUCAUUUUUUUUUUUUUUACUAAUUAAAAAUGAAAAGCUGAAAUGUCAUUAGUCAAUAGGUAUUCAACCUUUUUGUUAUGGCAAGCCUGAAGUUCAGGAGUGAAAAUGUGCUUAAGUCACAAGAUGUAUGGACUCUGUGUGCAAUAAUAGUGUUUAAUAUGAUUUUUGAAUGACUACCUCAUCUCUGUACCCCACACAUACAAUGAUAUGUAAGGGCCCUCAUUUAAGCAGGGAAUUUCAAACACAAAGUGCAGGGAGGUUUUCCAAUGCCUCGCUAAGAAGGGCACCUAUUGGUAGAUUACAUUUUUUUUUUAAAUAGCAGACAUUGAAUAUCCCAUUGCGCAUGGUGAAGAUAUUAAUUACACUUUGGAUGGUGUAUCAAUACACCUAGUGACUACAGAGAUACAGGCGUCCUACCUAACUUAGUUCCCGGAGAGUAAGGAAACUGCUCAUGGAUUUCACCAUGAAACCUAUGGUGACUAAAAAAGUUACAGGGUUUAAUGGCUGUGAUAGGAGAAAACAGGAUGGAUCAAGAAUGUAGUUACUCCACAAUACUAACCUAAUGGACAGAGUGAAAAGGAAGACUGUACAGAAUAAAAAAUAUUCACAUACAACACAUUACUGAGUACCACUCCACAUUUUCAAGCAUAGUGGUGGCUGAAUUAUGUUAUGGGUAUGCUUGUAAUCGUUAAGGAAUGGGGAGUUUUUCAGGAUAAAAAAGAAUCGGUAUGAAGCUAAGCACUGGCAAAAUCCUACAGGAAAGCCUCGUUCAGUCUGCUUUCCACCAGACACUGGGAGAUUAAUUCACCUUUCAGCAGGACAAUAACCUUAACCACAGUUGCUUACAAAUUAAACGGUACAUGUUCCUGAUUGGCCAAGUCACAGUUUUGACUUAAUUCUGCUUGAAAAUCUAUGGCAAGAUUUAAAAAUGGUUUUCUAACAUUGAUCAACAACCAAUUUGACAAAGCUUGAAGAAUUUCUUUCAAAAAUAUGGGCAAAUAUUGUACAAUCCAGUUGUGCAAGGCUCUUAGAGACUUACCUAGAAUUACUCCGUAAUUGCUGCCUUAAAGGCUCCCAAAGGUGAUUGUAACAUGUAUUGACAGGGUGUGAAUACUUAUGUAAAUUAGAUGUUUAUGUAUUUCAUGUACAAAAAACUAACAAAAAAAUAUGAAAACAUGUUUUCUCUAGAUGAUAAGGUGAGAAAAAAAUUCUCUAUUUAAUCCAUUUGGAAUUCAGGCUGUAACACAACAAAAUGUGGAGUAAGUCAAUGGGUAUGAAUGCUUUUUGAAGACACUAGAUGUGAUAUAGCAGUAAAAAAAAAUGCCUAUUCAGCUCCUGCGUAUAAACUGUUUAUAAUCUGUAGUCAUUAAGUAAAGAUUAACUGAAGUAUCCAUCCAUGUAUCCAAAGAGCCUGCAGCAAGAAUAAAAAACUUAUUUCAUGCAUUCUAUGUAGAUUUUAUGAAUAUUCCCCUUACUUAUUACUACUCAUCAAUCAGUGAAAACCAAGUGUAGUGUUUAGCCAAGAGUAGCCAAGAUUAGCAUUUUGGUCAAUUCAUAAAACAUAUGUUAUUUUGGCCAAGUGAAUUUAUCAGCAAUAUAUACCUUUAUGAAGAUUUUACACUAUUGUGGAGAGAUGUACUGCUUGGAUUCUUUACCUAAGAUAGAUAUAAAUUGAAACAAUUUUAUGUAAUUCAUUUAAUUAUUAUUUUGGCCAAAUUUCAUAUUCACAAAUAUACAUUUACAAACAAAACACCACAUUGUCUUACCUUACAACAACAAAAAUUGUACUAUAUUUUAAGACAAUGAAAUACUCUACCAACAAAAAAGCUGAUAGAAUUAUAAGUGUAUGUCCCUUAAGGCCCUUGUGUAAUGUGAUAUUGUACCCCCUCGCCCAAUUGUCCUUUGUAUCUUAUUUAUGUAAACUUGUGUUCCCCCCGUGUACUUUCUGUAUUGAUUUGUUGUUGGAAAAAAAGAGGAAAAGAAAUGAGAUCCGUUCUGAUUGUGCGACGUCAUUCUCUUUGGCAACCAAUGAAAGAGGUGCAUUCUAUGAAGCGGUAUCCAAUUAGAAUCAACAGAGCGGUAUUUGAAUGACUGUGGAAUUGUUCGUUGUGACUUGUUUACUUGGGCCUUGUGUCUGUGGAGAUAGCGAGCAAAUAACAGAACUAAAGCGAGGUUUUGCACAUUAUAGCUGGCUGUCUAACUGCCGUGUUUUUAACAAAGUGUGAAGAUGUCGUCAUUAGAAGUUCGUGCUGCGUUAAGGAACGCAGACAACCCAGCACUAAUGGGAAAAGCAAACGUAGCUGGAGUAAGAAGGGCUGUGCUUGGAGAGCUGUCCAACUUUCCUAAUGCCAGCAAAGCGGUGCUGUUUAAGAAGACUGUUGCUGCUAAGGCUUCAACCAAACAAUCUAUGAACCAAAAAGACCAGCCAGCAGCUGUUCGGCCUCAACGUUCCCCAGUGCAUCAAGUUCCUCAGCCUGGAGAGUCUGCUAACGUGUCCAUGAAAGAAGAGGAAUUGUGUCAGGCGUUCUCAGUAGCUCUACUUGCUGUAGAAGACAUUGACGAAGGGGAUUCAGACAUGCCACAACUGUGCUCUGAAUAUAUAAAGGAUAUCUAUGGAUAUUUGCAGCGCCUUGAGACCCAGCAGUCUGUCCGGCCCAAGUACAUGAAUGGCUAUGAGAUCAAUGGACGCAUGCGCGCUCUCCUGAUUGACUGGUUGAUUCAGGUGCAUUCCAGGUUCCAGCUACUGCAGGAGACUCUUUAUUUGACUGUGGCCAUCCUAGAUCGCUUUCUUCAGGUAAGCCUCGUUAAAAAUAAAGUUUUGAAUUGUACAUCCCAUUGUUCACUUUUUUAUAACCCCUCUAUCAAGGUGCAAACUAUCGGCCGGAAGAAGCUCCAGCUGGUUGGCGUGACUGCCAUGUUGUUGGCAUCCAAGUAUGAAGAGAUGUAUUCCCCGGAGAUUGGCGAUUUCGUUUACAUCACAGACAAUGCAUUCACCAAGGCCCAUAUUCGGGAGAUGGAACAGCUGAUUCUGCAGAGUCUGAACUUUGAGCUUGGACGGCCUCUACCCCUACACUUCCUCAGGAGAGCCUCCAAGGCUGGCAAUGCUGAUGUUGAGAAGCACACACUAGCCAAAUACCUCAUGGAACUGACCCUCCUUGACUAUGACAUGGUGCACUACCAUCCUUCUGAGAUUGCUGCUGCAGCCUUGUGCCUCUCCCAGCUGCUGCUUGAUGAGCUCAACUGGACUCCAACGCAGGAGCAUUAUUCUACCUAUAAUGAGAACCACCUCAAGCCAAUCAUGCAGCACAUUGCCAAAAAUGUCGUCUCUGUCAAUGAAGGGCGAACAAAGCUUCAGGCUGUCAAGAAUAAGUAUGCAAGCAGCAGGCUAAUGAGGAUCAGCCUCAUCCCUCAGCUGAAGUCUGCAGUUGUAAAUGGCAUGGCUGCUGCUCUGCUCCCAGAACAUAAACCCUAAUGUCAUGUGAUUACAGACUGAUUCUUAAUCUGCUGCACUUUAUUUUUUAACAAUUUUUUUGUCUCUAAGAAUCUAUCGUGAGAGCCUUUUAGACUGCUGCUUUUAAGUACAUGUAAAUAUUUAAAUUUGUACAAAUAAAAGUUUUGAACCAUCUUAAA
Salvelinus fontinalis (brook trout) is the source of this 3768-nucleotide messenger RNA. RefSeq names its product cyclin B2 (gene ccnb2). The transcript has 7 exons. The record is from RefSeq and is a predicted model, not a curated record. The coding region runs from base 2366 to 3610 and encodes 414 amino acids. Gene Ontology annotation, biological process: mitotic cell cycle phase transition; regulation of cyclin-dependent protein serine/threonine kinase activity. NCBI's taxonomy places the organism in Eukaryota, Metazoa, Chordata, Actinopteri, Salmoniformes, Salmonidae. Gene Ontology annotation, molecular function: cyclin-dependent protein serine/threonine kinase regulator activity. Gene Ontology annotation, cellular component: cytoplasm; nucleus; cyclin-dependent protein kinase holoenzyme complex.